GGGUACUUGGGCCUCGGCCGGAGGAACGAGACAGUUCACGAAGAGUCACGAAACGAGCCACAAAACGACGACUGAUGGCAGGCCGGCUAGUUAGUUUGCUCUUCUUCGUUCUUCUGAUAUAUCUGGCACGAUUGCUGCAACGUAAUCGCGAGGCGCUGAAGGCCGCGUCGUAAAUUGGCCGCGGAUCCGAAGAGGAAGUUCUUCGCUCUUGGACAUCUGUAAUCUUGGAUAGUCAAAGCGACCAAGAUGAUGAAGAUGAAGCAACAACAGGGCCUGGUGGCCGAUCUCAUGCCCAACAUAAGGGUCAUGAAGAUCUUCGGGCACUUCGUGUUCAACUAUUACGACGACAGUUCGUCCAAAUACCUGCAUAAAAUUUUCUGCUGCGUAAAUCUAUUUCUGCUGCUGUUGCAAUUCGGCCUGUGCGCGGUGAAUCUGAUCAUCGAGAGCGCCGACGUCGACGAUCUCACGGCCAACACGAUCACCCUCCUCUUCUUCACGCACAGCAUCGUCAAGAUCGUUUAUUUCGCCAUCAGGAGCAAGUACUUCUACAGAACGUGGGCGAUAUGGAACAAUCCGAAUUCCCAUCCGCUCUUCGCCGAGAGCAAUGCGAGAUACCACGCGAUCGCCCUGAAGAAGAUGAGGCUGCUGCUCUUCUUGGUCGGCGCCACCACCGUGCUCACCGUGGUAGCUUGGACCAUUCUCACUUUCUUCGAGCACCCGAUUAGAAAACUCGUCGACCCGGUUACGAACGAGACGACAAUUAUUGAGUUGCCGCAAUUGCUGGUCCGUUCGUUCUAUCCGUUCAACGCCGGCAAGGGAAUAACGCAUAUAUUGAUACUCGUAUACCAAAUGUAUUGGGUGCUCUUCAUGCUCAUUAACGCCAAUUCGCUGGACGUCCUCUUCUGCUCGUGGCUAUUGUUCGCCUGCGAACAAUUACAGCAUCUGAAACAAAUCAUGAAACCCCUGAUGGAGUUGAGCGCAACUUUGGACACGGUGGUUCCGAAUAGCAGUGAGCUCUUCAAGGCUGGUAGCGGGGAUCAUCUUCGAGAAUCGGAGAACAAUCAGCCGCCGCCACCAGCACAGGCCGCCCAGGGCGACAAUAUGCUGGACCUCGAUCUUCGUAACAUAUACAGCAAUCGGCAGGACUUCACGGCGACCUUCCGGCCAACCGCUGGGAUGACCUUCAACGGUGGCGUGGGACCGAACGGAUUAACGAAAAAGCAAGAGAUGCUCGUCAGGAGCGCCAUCAAGUACUGGGUGGAGAGACACAAGCAUAUUGUCAGACUGGUCACCGCGGUCGGAGAUGCGUACGGUUUCGCUCUUUUGCUCCACAUGUUGACAACCACCAUCACUUUAACGCUGCUCGCGUACCAAGCGACGAAGGUGAACGGUAUAAAUGUGUACGCGUUCUCCACGAUCGGCUACGUGCUCUACACGUUCGGCCAAGUCUUUUUGUUCUGCAUAUUUGGAAAUCGUCUGAUCGAAGAGAGCACCUCGGUGAUGGAGGCGGCGUAUUCUUGCCACUGGUACGAUGGAUCGGAGGAAGCUAAGACGUUUGUGCAGAUCGUGUGUCAACAGUGUCAGAAAGCUAUGUCAAUAUCGGGGGCGAAAUUCUUCACCGUGUCCUUGGAUCUCUUCGCUUCGGUACUGGGAGCCGUGGUGACUUACUUCAUGGUGUUGGUGCAACUGAAGUGAACGCUCGGCUCCAUGCAUUCCAGAUGCGAAUGCAGUCUCUCGUGUUGCACACGGCUGUGCAAGAUUAUAUUUUUUAACGUGUUUACAAGGGACCAAAUGGAACGUUGGUAUCGUGAAGAUUCUCGCGGGGAGAAUCCGGCGUCCUUACGGGCGCAUAGCAAAAUAUUGAGAGUGGAUAUGAGAUUGGAAAAUCAUGAGAAGCUACAUCGGAAUUGAGUUUUUAUGCGAUAAAAAUGAUAAUAGGAAUGAUGAUACAAAUUAUUUUUACUGUUACUUUAGAGAUCGAUCAGCGAUAAGACACAAAUAUAUCCUCUUUUUUUUCAUUAUUAUCCAGAUUAACGAACGAUGAGAGAGCACUUUCUUUCGUUAAAAUGUAAAUUUUAAUGCGUAGCUCGCUGCAUAAUUUUUCUCUCCACGUUUUAUUGUGCAUAUUAGUGACAAGCAAGGGAUACGGCAACGUGAGCACUCGUCGCGAUUCAUUUGCAUGCACAUUAAUUAUAUAAGUCGUAAUGCUUAACGGGGAAGAUAUACGCUAAUGUUAUUUGAGCUGUAGUGCGGGGCGGCUUGUACCAAUUGUCGUACGAUCAAUAAUGGAACGUAUAUUAACGAGCAGAUGCGGGAGAGCUUAUUUUGCCUUUGGAGUCGUCCAGUAAAAUCGUACUAUUACGUUCUCGAACAUCUUAUAUUUUAAAAAUUGCGUAUAGCGGAGGGUUAAACGACGCGUGUACAUUGACGCGUCCUAACGAAGUGUGUAAAUAUAAGAUAUAAUUGUAUAAGGUGAUAUUACAUUUUUAAAAUAGAACAGUAACGCCAAGUCGUAAUGUUAAAUUUGGUGUAAUUUUAGUGGCACGCUUUGUCUUUGCACGCGAGAAGCAACAAUUUACAGCGUUACCACAAAUGUACGCUAACUUUUUUUAUUAAUUAUGUUUCCUACGUCCUAUCGAGAAUUAGAUUGCGCGAGAAUAUUGCUAUUUAGAUCCCAUUUUAAUUUUAUUUCACGAAUCUUGCCAUUUUUAAGUGAAUUUUCUUCUCUUCCCCCUCUCUUCUUUCUUUCUCUCUCUUCUGUCACUUAUUAAUGAUAAAAUUUACGAUCUCAUUCCCUUCAGCGUGGGAAAAUGCAUUUUGACACAUAAUACAAAUUAAUUUCCCUAUUUAUUGUCACUUAAACUCUGCAGCAAGGACAAACAGCCUUUGUCUUUUCUUUAGAGCGCAUUUAUCGGAGGUUACAAUUUGUCAGUCAAUAAGUAGCGAUAACAGAAUGAAUCUGCCGCGAGAAUAAAUAAAAAAAAUUCGUCGCCGCGUUGAAAAGUAUUAGCCCUUUGCUUCUUGAUGAAAAAAGCGGCGAUACAAUUGAUGUGGUACGUCAAUUAAUAUACGGUACAAUUUAUCAAACGGUACAUGAAUCUAAUAAAUAGAGAGAGUAAGAUAUAUAUAUAUAUGUAUACAUAUAUAUUUUUUUUCAUUAUACGUAACCACGUGAGCGUGGACAGACGUGUACCUAAUGUACCUCGUUUUAUAUAUUUCGUAACAUCUCUCGGUGUCUUUAGUAAGAUAAUAUUUCGUCACCUAAAAGAUGUACAAGAGAAGAUAUUUGCACCGUGCAUGGCCGCUCAUUCUGACCGUUACAAUAUAAAUAUGUAUCUUUCAUCGACGCGGAUAUCGUUUUACGAGACGACGCGAGAUAUUUUUAGUUUCUUUCGUUGGAAAGUGAAAAGUGUUGUCGAGGGAAGGAGCGUAAAAUAUAUUAUAGGACGGAAAAGCGAACGUUUAAGCGGAUAGGAGCGUGUCUGGGCGAUAUCCGGGCUCGAUCUACUUUUACAUUAGUGUAUAAUUAACGUAUGUGUACAUUACUAUGAUCAAGUAUUAAUCGAUGAGAUCACAGUAUUAUCAAAUAGUUUUUCUCUAUGUAAAGCUGUACUAUAUUUAUUUAAUAAAAUCUUGAUAUAAACGUUCAUAUAAA
Molecule: messenger RNA, 3655 nt
Organism: Temnothorax curvispinosus
Lineage: Eukaryota; Metazoa; Arthropoda; Insecta; Hymenoptera; Formicidae
Gene: Orco
Product: odorant receptor coreceptor
Exons: 9
Coding region: 247-1695 (482 amino acids)
Biological process (GO): detection of chemical stimulus involved in sensory perception of smell; sensory perception of smell
Cellular component (GO): plasma membrane
Molecular function (GO): odorant binding; olfactory receptor activity
Source: RefSeq, a predicted model, not a curated record